UUGUUUGCUGAUCUUAGCGCUCAACGAGGCACCGCUGAUAAAAAGGAAUAAUACAACAUGAUGGCUACAAACGGAAAGGACGCCUGUGGAAUAAAUGGUGACGUGCCAUCGGUAUCUUCACACUGCAACAACGACUCUUUAGUUAACAAGUCACACUCCGCUGUGGUGAACGGAGCAGGAACGGAGGCGUCGUCUCACUCAAGGCUGCAGAACGGAGGAACCGGGGCGGAGAGGUUCACCUUCAGCCCCGAGCCCACCAUUGAGGACAUUAGGCGGAUGCAGGCUGAGUUCACGGACGAGCGGGACUGGAAUCAGUUUCACCAGCCCCGCAACCUGCUCCUGGCUAUGGUCGGUGAAGUCGGCGAGGUGUCGGAGCUCUUCCAGUGGCGGGGGGAGGUGGCCGAGGGCCUGCCGAACUGGACCGAGUGCGAGCGAGAGCAGCUGGCGCAGGAACUCAGCGACGUGAUGAUCUACCUGGUGGAGCUCGCCGAGAAGUGUCACGUCGACCUUCCCCAAGCGGUGCUUCGUAAAAUGGCCCUGAACCGACUGAAAUACCCCGCCAGCAAGGUGCACGGAUCGGCCAAAAAGUACACGGAGUACAAGGACUGAGUUUAGGUGUUAAUCAAGGGACGCUGGCAGUGACUGCUGUGGCUUGUGCCCACUUCACUGACCACAUGCUGCAGUUUGUUCAGGGCCAGGCCUAGCUACUACUGAACAUUGUAUCCCUGGGUUCAAUUGUUUUUUUUUUUCUGGGUUGACCUGUUACUUGUAAAUAUAUACAUUCACCCUUUAGUAGGCAGGGCACUAGGGAAUUAGUGUAUUUGUACAGCAUCCCUAGGCUUUUUUAGGUUAAGUUUUAAAUGUCGUUUUUAGUUUUAUAUCGCCUUAGGUGAAUUUGAGGCAAUGCAUACUCUUUGCAGAAAAUAUUACUGUUGUACAGUGACUUUGGGGAGUAUUUAAAAGAAAAUAUUUCUCACUGAAUGCUUUUAUAUUUUGGCUCCAGUUUAGGAGUGUGACAGAGUGGAUUAGAGAGUUGGGAGUUGAAGCAAAUGAUUAUUGAUGACCAUCCAUGACAAGCUCAAUUGUGAAAUGAUUUUGUUAUUAGGUUUUUGAUUACACUCAUUUCCCAUCAGGGUUCAACUCCUCUUCUGCUUUGUUUACAUCACAACUGUCACCUUUUUUUCUGAAGUAAAAGUUGCCUUAAUUCUGA
Molecule: messenger RNA, 1210 nt
Organism: Etheostoma spectabile (orangethroat darter)
Lineage: Eukaryota; Metazoa; Chordata; Actinopteri; Perciformes; Percidae
Gene: dctpp1
Product: dCTP pyrophosphatase 1
Exons: 1
Coding region: 58-609 (183 amino acids)
Biological process (GO): dCTP catabolic process; DNA protection
Cellular component (GO): cytosol
Molecular function (GO): dCTP diphosphatase activity
Source: RefSeq, a predicted model, not a curated record